Messenger RNA from Camelina sativa (false flax), 1425 nucleotides. RefSeq names its product epoxide hydrolase 1-like. NCBI's taxonomy places the organism in Eukaryota, Viridiplantae, Streptophyta, Magnoliopsida, Brassicales, Brassicaceae. The record is from RefSeq and is a predicted model, not a curated record. Gene Ontology annotation, molecular function: catalytic activity.
UCAUUGUGAGUUGUGUGAUUGGCUUUCUACAACACACAUUUGAUUCGACCAUUGUUCUCUCUAUCUCUUAACAACCGGAAUUUUUUUCAAACGACGUCGUCUCAUAGCCCAAACACCUCAAACCACACAUGUUCGUGUGUCGAUAUCUCUCACUUUCCCGAUUCCAAAACCAUCUUCCUCUAAGAAUCCGUCGUUUUCUCGGGAAAAACCCAAAUCCAAUGACCCAUUUCUCCACAUUUUCCGAGAAUCAAACAAAGCCACAUGAGAAGAUGUCCAACCUCUACGGCGUAGAACACAAAACCCUAAAAGUAAACGGCAUAAACAUGCACGUGGCGGAGAAACCCGCAUCCGGAUCCGGAACCGGAUCAGGAGAAGAUCCGAUCAUUCUCUUUAUCCACGGAUUCCCGGAGCUUUGGUACACGUGGCGACACCAGAUGGCUGCGCUUUCUUCCUUGGGAUACCGUACCAUCGCGCCGGAUCUUAGAGGGUACGGAGACACAGACGCACCGGAGAAAGUUGAGGAUUACACUUACUUAAACGUGGUUGGAGACUUGGUUGCACUGAUCAACGCCGUGACCGAUGGAGACAAGGCGGUUUUCGUGGUUGGCCAUGACUGGGGAGCGAUGCUAGCGUGGCAGUUGUGUCAGUAUCGACCGGACAAAGUGAAGGCUCUAGUCAAUAUGAGCGUACUUUUCUCUCCGAGGAACUCUGAACGAGUUCCGGUUCCGACGUUGAGACAUAUCUUCGGUGAUGAUUAUUACAUAUGCAGAUUUCAGAAACCUGGAGAGAUAGAAGCAGAGUUCAUGAAGUUGGGAACAGAGAAGGUGUUGAAAGAGUUCCUCACCUACAAAACGCCUGGACCGCUCCAUCUCCCCAAAGGCAAAUGUUUCGAAUGCUCAGAAAACGAUGCGUGUGCGUUACCACCGUGGUUAACACAAGAAGACCUCGACUAUUACGUCACCAAGUACGACAAGAAAGGCUUCACCGGACCCAUUAACUACUACCGCAACAUUGACCGAAAUUGGGAGCUGACUGCACCAUGGACCGGUGCUAAGAUCCAUGUACCGGUGAAGUUCAUAGUAGGAGAUCAGGAUUUAACGUACAAUUUUCCGGGAGCUAAGGAAUACAUUAACGGUGGCUGUUUCAAGAGAGAAGUACCGUUGCUAGACGAAACCGUCGUGCUCAAAGGAUUGGGUCAUUUCCUCCAUGAAGAAGACCCUGACGUGAUCAACCAACACAUUCAUAGCUUCUUUCACAAGUUCCUCUAAAUUCACAAAUCACAACUAAGUAUCCACGCAAUAAAAUCGUUAUUUAAAAAAAAUAAUAAACCAACUAUAAACAAUAGUGUGCUUUACCACUACAUAUUAUCCAUUAAGAAAUUGUUUUCCCUUGCAGCUAAUACCAAUUCGAAAAUAUUUUGUUCUA